Messenger RNA from Scheffersomyces coipomensis, 807 nucleotides. Its product is annotated as oxidoreductase. Gene Ontology annotation, molecular function: oxidoreductase activity. The coding region runs from base 1 to 807 and encodes 268 amino acids. The transcript has a single exon. Gene Ontology annotation, cellular component: cytosol. The record is from RefSeq and is a predicted model, not a curated record. Lineage: Eukaryota; Fungi; Ascomycota; Pichiomycetes; Serinales; Debaryomycetaceae.
AUGUCAUUCGGGUCCAAAGCUGCUCAAAGAUUAGCCAACAAAACCAUCCUUAUCACUGGAGCUUCAGCUGGGAUUGGGAAAGCCACCGCUUAUGAAUUUGCUGAUGCAUCUCAUGGUGAAAUUAAAUUAAUCUUAACUGCUAGAAGAUUAGAUAAAUUACAACUCAUCAAAGAUGAUUUAAUAAAAACUUACCCUGCCAUCAAAGUUCAUAUUGUUACUUUGGAUGUAUCGAAAUUAUCCACCAUUGCACCCUUUGUAACUUCCUUACCUUCUGAAUUCAGUGAUAUUGACGUAUUGGUGAAUAAUGCCGGUUUAGCCCUUGGAAGAGAUCCCGUAGGGGAUAUUUUACCACAAGAUAUUGAACAAAUGUUUCAAACUAAUGUAUUUGGAUUAAUCACAUUAACGCAAACUAUCUUACCUCAUUUCAAAUCGAAAAAUUCAGGUGAUAUUGUUAAUUUAGGUUCAAUCGCAGGGAGAGAUCCAUAUCCUGGUGGAGCUAUUUAUUGUGCUACGAAAUCAGCCGUUAAAUCAUUCAGUCAUGUCUUAAGAAAAGAAUUAAUCAAUACUAAGAUUAGAGUAUUGGAAGUUGAUCCUGGGAAUGUCGAGACGGAAUUCUCAAUUACAAGAUUUAAAGGAGAUGUUUCAAAAGCUAACGAUGUUUAUAAAGGUACUGAACCAUUAAUUGCUGAAGAUAUUGCUGAAAUUAUCGUGUUUGGAGUAUCAAGAAAUCAAAAUACCGUCAUUGCUGAAACGUUGGUGUUUGCUACUAAUCAAGCAUCUGCCAGUCAUUUAUAUAGAAAUGAAUAA